This is a messenger RNA of Entrophospora sp. SA101, 255 nucleotides long. The record is from the annotation of a GenBank genome assembly. NCBI's taxonomy places the organism in Eukaryota, Fungi, Glomeromycota, Glomeromycetes, Entrophosporales, Entrophosporaceae.
AUGGCACUUGCAUUACCAAUUAUUGAGAUUUUACUUUGUUCCACAUCUUUGCCAGAAAAUAAGUUUUUUAAUACAGGAGCCAUAAUCAUGACACCGACGAGAAACUUGGCAAAACAAAUUGUAUCCGAGUUUGAAACAUUAACAAUUAAUACUAGUUUAAAAUGUCUAUGUAUACACAAUUAUCAUGAUGUAAAAAGUUUAUGUAAUGGAUUUGUUGGCAUUUUAGUUGGAACACCCGGAAGGAUCUUAGAUUUU